Anguilla anguilla (European eel) is the source of this 4039-nucleotide messenger RNA. RefSeq names its product myotubularin related protein 4 (gene mtmr4). The record is from RefSeq and is a predicted model, not a curated record. The coding region runs from base 332 to 3910 and encodes 1192 amino acids. Gene Ontology annotation, biological process: dephosphorylation; regulation of autophagy. Lineage: Eukaryota; Metazoa; Chordata; Actinopteri; Anguilliformes; Anguillidae. The transcript is spliced from 20 exons. Gene Ontology annotation, molecular function: metal ion binding; protein phosphatase binding; phosphatidylinositol-3,5-bisphosphate 3-phosphatase activity.
UGCUUCUCUGAGUACAGCGGGCGUGUCCGCUUUUGAAUGACUUCGGACAAACUUUUUCGCCCUUUUAAACUUCCAUAGAAGUGUGCUGUGCGCUCCUCGGCGAAGCAGACGAGCGUUCGUAUGUGCACGCAAGGAACACUUUUUAAAUUCCGUAUAUUGACAGGAGCCAAUUGCAGGAACGAGUCGGGGACCAGCAACAAGUAGUCUUCAGAUUGUUUUGCACGGAGGAUGAUUUAACUGUACGAACAAGGAGUCCGUGCUGAAAGCGGAGAGGGGUAGAGGGGAGGAGAGCAGGAGCUGAGAGCGCAAGUACCGAACACCAACUGGAAACAUGGGCGAGGAGGGACCCCCCAGCCUGGAGUACAUUCAGGCUAAGGACCUGUUCCCCCCGAAGGAGCUGGUGAAGGAAGAGGAGAGUCUGCAGGUGCCAUUUCCAGUUCUUCAGGGGGAAGGGGUCGAGUACAUUGGUCGCGCCGACGACGGCAUCAUCGCCAUAUCCAACUACAGGCUUCACAUUAAGUUCAAGGAUUCUAUCAUCAAUACCUACCCUGGGGUGGACGAUGAGAUUUCAGUCCCUCUCCGCCUGAUCGAGAGCGUGGAGAGCAGGGGCAUGUUCCAGCUGCACGUCGUCUGCAAGGACUCCAAAGUGGUCAGGUGCCACUUCUCCACCUUCAAGCAGUGCGAGGAGUGGCUGAAGAGGCUGAACCGCGCGGUGGCCUACCCCACCCGGCUGGAGGACCUGUUCGCCCUGGCCUACCACGCCUGGUGCCUGGGCGGGAGCGCGGACGACGAGGACCAGCACGUGCACCUGUGCCGUCCAGGUGACCAUGUGAGACAGAGAAUGGCGAUGGAGGUGCUGAGGAUGGGCUAUGACAUGCAGAACGCUUGGAGAGUGUCUGACAUUAACAGCAACUACAAACUGUGCUCCAGCUACCCACAGAAGCUGCUGGUGCCAGUAUGGAUCACCGACAAGGAGCUGGAGAGCGUGGCUUCCUUCCGGUCCUGGAAGAGGAUUCCUGUUGUGGUGUACAGGCACCAGCGCAACGGGGCGGUGAUCGCGCGCUGCAGCCAGCCCGAGAUCAGCUGGUGGGGCUGGAGGAACAAGGAGGACGAGUACCUGGUGACCUCCAUCGCCAAGGCCUGCCUGCUGGACUCCGGCACCCGCUCCGCCUGCAGGCCCCGCGGGGAGGGCGGGGACAACUCCGACAGCGACUUCGACUCGUCUCUGACCGUCUGCCCGAGCCCCGAUGGCAGCGGCUCGCCUCAGAAGCUCCUCAUCCUGGACGCCCGCUCCUACACCGCCGCCGUGGCCAAUCGCGCCAAGGGGGGCGGCUGCGAGUGCGAAGAAUACUACCCCAACUGCGAGGUGAUGUUCAUGGGCAUGGCCAACAUCCACUCCAUCAGGAACAGCUUCCAGUCCCUGAGAGCCGUCUGCAGCCAGAUCCCGGACCCUGGAAACUGGCUGUCUGCCCUGGAAAGCACCCGUUGGCUGCAGCACCUGUCAGUCAUGCUGAAGGCAGCCACUCUGGUGUGCUCUGCGGUGGAGAGGGAGGGCCGGCCCGUGCUGGUGCACUGCUCCGAUGGCUGGGACCGCACCCCUCAGAUAGUGGCCCUGGCCAAAAUCCUACUGGACCCCUACUAUAGGACAAUGGAGGGCUUUCAGGUGCUGGUGGAGACGGAGUGGCUGGACUACGGGCACAAGUUCGGGGACCGCUGUGGUCACCAGGAGAACGCGGACGACGUCAGCGAGCAGUGCCCCGUCUUCCUGCAGUGGCUGGACUGCGUGCACCAGCUCCUCAAGCAGUUCCCCUGCCUCUUCGAGUUCAACGAGGCCUUCCUGGUGAAACUGGUGCAGCACACCUACUCCUGUCUGUACGGCACCUUCCUGUGCAACAACGCCAAGGAGAGAGAGGCACGGAACGUCUACAAGCGCACCUGCUCUGUGUGGUCCCUGCUCCGCGCUGGCAACAAGAACUUCCAGAACUUUCUGUACAUCCCCAGCCAUGACAUGGUUCUGCAGCCGGUGUGCCACACCCGGGCGCUGCAGCUGUGGACAGCGGUCUACCUGCCCACCUCCUCCCCCUGCACUGCUGCCGAUGACUCCAUGGAGCUCUACCUGUCCCCGUCCACCCAGGGGGAGGAGCUCACCUCUCGCUCGCUUGAUAGGCUUCCCAAGACGCGCUCAAUGGACAACCUGGUCUCUGCCUGUGAGAACGGGGUGCCCUUAACCCGCACCUCCAGUGACCCCAACCUCAACAAGCACUGCCAAGAGGACAGGCCUGCUCUCGAACCCGCGCCAGGCGUGGGCGGGGGCACAGCGGACGGCCCAGAGAAGGCCGCAACAGAGACUGAAGGGUACAGCCAGGGCCCGGGGGUGGAGACUUUCACCCAGGCCCCUCCCACUGACCUCGAGGAGGAGGGGCUGAGCAGCGAGAACUGCAUCACCUUAAAGGAGCCCUGUCUGACCACCCAGCCCCUGCCCUCGCUGCACUGCGCCUCCCCGCUGGAGGCGGCUGACCCCGCCCCCGUCCUCCCCCUGGCCCCGCCCCUGGCAAACGGCCACGCCUUCCCGAUCUCGCCCCCUUCGCUGGGAGCGGAGGCGGAGUCCCGGACUGCCGACCGCACCCCUUCCCCCAACACGGACGCUCACAUCCUCACCGUCUGCAACGGUCCCCCGGCGGGCAGCAGGGACCGCCCCCCGGCCCCGCCCACGGCCGUGGAGCUCCUGACCUUCAAGAACCUGUCCCCGGCGUCCCCUGCGGAGGACUCCGCCCGGACGCCGGCGGAGCAGAGAGCCAAACCGCCGCACCUCAAAGGAGCGCGCCCGGCCGCCGCGGAGGAAGAGCGGGAGGAGGAGGAGGACCGGGAGGACGAGGAGGAGGAGGAGGAAGAGGACGCGGAGGAAGAGGAGGAGGAGGAGGGGCGCUCGGGCCGCGCCCACCCCGACGGCGGGCGGGUGGCGCGGAGGCUGCAGUGCCAGAGGCAGCUGGGCGAGCUGGGCCUGCUGGGCUCUCGCUGGGAGAGCAUGCAGGGCCUGGUGCAGUCGGCCUGCGGGGCCUUCCAGCCCGGCUCCCAGGGCCGGCGGCUGGCGGGCAGGCUGCUGCGCGCCCAGGGCAUGGCGCCCAGCGGGCAGUGCUGCCGCCGGGAGAGCGCCCGCCCCGCCGCCUGCAGCCCCGUCCACGCCGGCUGGCUGUCGGCCGUGCGAAGCUCCGCCCUCUGCUCGUCCCGGCUGCUGGCGGCCCCGCCCCCCUCCUCGUCCUCCUCCUCCUCCUCGCCGCCGCCGCCGCCGGCGCCGCAGCAGCAGCCCGCCCCCGCCUACCUGGACGACGACGGGCUGCCGGUCGCCAUGGACGCGGUGCAGCAGCGUCUGCGGCAGAUCGAGGCGGGGUACAAGCAGGAGGUGGAGGUGCUGCGCAGGCAGGUGCGCCAGCUGCAGAUGAGGCUGGAGAGCAAGCAGUACUGCACCCCCCCCUCCGAGCCCGACGUGGACUACGAGGAUGACAUCACCUGCCUGCGGGAGUCGGACGACAGCGAGGAGGAGGACUCCCUGUCGGACCGCAGCGAGGACCGCUUCUCGGAGGGCAGCUGGGACCGGGUGGAGCGGAAGGACACAGAGGUCAGCGUCCCUGAGUGCCUCCUCCAGGUGACCCGCUGGGUUCCCGAUCACAUGGCCUCACACUGCUUCAACUGCGACUGCGAGUUCUGGAUAGUCAAGCGACGUCAUCACUGCAGGAACUGCGGCAACGUGUUCUGCAAGGACUGCUGCCACCUGAAGCUGCCCAUCCCGGAUCAGCAGCUGUACGACCCCGUGCUGGUGUGCAACUCCUGCCACGAGCUGCUGCUGGAGUCGCGCACGCGCGAGAUGCGCAGCCAGCAGCUGAAGAAGCCCAUCGCCACCGCCUCCAGCUGAGAGCCCCGCCCCCCCCUUGCCCUGGCCGGCCCCGCCCCUUGACCGGCGCCGCUUCUCCACACUCCGCUUUCCAGCCGACGAGCCGGGCCUCUUCACCACCGACGCGCCCACCCCCCCCCCCCACCCCCC